Pistacia vera is the source of this 2084-nucleotide messenger RNA. RefSeq names its product probable dolichyl pyrophosphate Man9GlcNAc2 alpha-1,3-glucosyltransferase. NCBI's taxonomy places the organism in Eukaryota, Viridiplantae, Streptophyta, Magnoliopsida, Sapindales, Anacardiaceae. The coding region runs from base 314 to 1873 and encodes 519 amino acids. Gene Ontology annotation, molecular function: dolichyl pyrophosphate Man9GlcNAc2 alpha-1,3-glucosyltransferase activity. The transcript is spliced from 7 exons. Gene Ontology annotation, biological process: protein N-linked glycosylation. Gene Ontology annotation, cellular component: endoplasmic reticulum membrane. The record is from RefSeq and is a predicted model, not a curated record.
AAGAAUAUGAAAUAACAAAAUUAAUUUCGCAAGACGCAGAUCACGGCAACACCGGCUGCUUCCGAGCGAACCUUAGUACUCGUCAGUCUUCUCGACACCGGUAACCCACGACGAAACACCUCAAAUUCUAGAAUCCUCUGGAAUCCGCUGCCACCAACCCCAGACAGCGGUGACAGCGGAGUCUCAGCCGCUGAUGCAACCAAGCCCCAUGAUUUUCCAGUCUGAAAUUUGAUUUUGGUGCUAUUUUUUGGUUAUCAUAAUUUAAAAUGGUGGCAAAGAUGGAAUCGUGAUUUAUUUUUGAGAGAAUCGAGAAAUGGGAAAGAAGAAAGAAGAGAAGGUGAUGGAUGACAAAGUAGACGUUGAUAGAGAUGAUGGUGCAUCUUGGUGGUUGGUUCAAAAAGGCAUUGGAGCUUCAUUUAUUUGUAUUGCUUUGUUUGCAUUACUAGUACGAGUUGCAGUGUCACUCCAUCCUUACUCAGGAGCUGGUAAUCCUCCAAAGUUUGGUGACUAUGAGGCGCAGAGGCACUGGAUGGAGAUCACUCUCAAUCUUCCAGUUACAGAGUGGUACCGUAAUAGCACCACCAAUGAUCUUAGCUACUGGGGUCUUGACUAUCCUCCCCUCACUGCCUAUCAGAGUUAUGUUCACGGCCUUUUUCUUAGAUUUUUUGACCCAGAGUCGGUUUCUCUUUUUACAUCUCGUGGUUAUGAAAGCUAUCUUGGAAAGCUACUGAUGAGGUGGACAGUUUUAUCCUCCGAUGCUCUCAUAUUCUUUCCUGCAGUUUUGUAUUUUGUUUGUGUUUACUAUACUUCUCACAACAGCAGCCGUAGAAAUGAUAUAGUGUGGCACAUUUCAAUGCUUCUACUUAAUCCAUGUCUGAUAUUAAUUGACCAUGGUCAUUUUCAGUACAAUUGCAUCAGCUUGGGCCUUACUGUGGGUGCUAUUGCUGCCGUCCUUUCUCAGAAGGACCUUGUAGCUAGUUUCUUAUUCACUCUUGCUCUGAACCAUAAACAGAUGAGUGCAUAUUUUGCUCCUGCUUUUUUCAGCCAUCUCUUGGGUAAAUGCUUAAGGUGUAAAAGUCCUCUUCUUGAAGUGAUAAAAUUGGGCCUGGUGGUCAUAGGAACAUUUGCUGUUGUUUGGUGGCCAUAUCUUCAUUCAGCAGAUGACUUUUUUGGGGUUCUUUCCCGUCUUGCCCCUUUCGAGAGAGGGUUAUACGAGGACUAUGUUGCAAAUUUUUGGUGCACCACAUCUAUUCUCAUAAAGUGGAAGCGAUUGUUUACAGUACAAUCAUUGAAGUUAGUUAGCUUUACUGCAACUGUUUUGACUUGUCUACCUUCAGUGGUUCAGCAAGUACUGGCUCCCAGUGGCAAAGGUUUCCUUUAUGGGCUUAUGAAUAGUUCUUUCUCAUUCUACUUAUUUUCAUUCCAAGUACAUGAGAAGUCUAUUCUGCUGCCGCUUCUGCCUGCAAGCCUAUUAGCCCUAGAAGAGCCUCGUCCUUUUCGAUGGUUGACACAUCAUGCCUUAUUUUCUAUGUUUCCUCUCCUUUGUCGUGACAAACUGAUUCUUCCGUACAUGGCGAUGUAUGCUCUCUUUACUCUUCUAUAUCUUACACCUGGUGGAAGAUCCCGUUUGAAGAAAACCGAUCAUUCCUCUUCUAUUGCAUCAAUUAUGAUCAGCUUUCUUUAUCUGUGCUCAUCUAUCCUUCAUAUUGUUUACUUAACCAUCCGUCCUCCUGAGAAGUUUCCUUACCUCUUUGAAGCAAUGAUUAUGCUUAUGUGCUUCCCCCAAUUCGCGUUGUGCGCAUUUUACUCCAAUGCAAAGCAAUGGUUGUUAUCAAAACAUUCUACAGUAGAUAAGGAAAAGAAACUUAUUUGAUUGUCAUGUUUCUGAAAUUAGCUCACACUUCAUAGCAUUUUAUCUAACUUUUGUUUCCUCUCAGAAUCUCAAAUCCAUAGCAGCAAAUGCCCAUAGGCAUGUGCUGGGUGACUAGUUAUUGGAUUGACUCAUCUCACUGUGAGAAGUUUCUUGGCCGUUUGAGCCAAUAUUCAUAUUUUACAUGCUUUUUGGAGAAUACGCCUAAUUUGCU